Molecule: messenger RNA, 561 nt
Organism: Pseudomassariella vexata
Lineage: Eukaryota; Fungi; Ascomycota; Sordariomycetes; Amphisphaeriales; Pseudomassariaceae
Exons: 2
Coding region: 1-561 (186 amino acids)
Source: RefSeq, a predicted model, not a curated record
AUGGCCACCUUUCCAAAGAAAUUAGGCAUUACGAAGAUAGAUCUUCCGGCGAUAAACCCCACGAGAGAUAUAGCGCUGUACGUUGGUAUCCCCCUGGCCAUUUGCUUCCUGCUCGCUAUGUCUUGCAUGUCUAUCGUAUGGGGCAGGGCAAACGAAACGGAGAGACGCAACCCCAAGACCUUUAAACCUCUCGAAGACAACGAAAGCAGGAGCGAAAAGCAGCAAGGGUAUAUUAACGAAGUUUCUGGAGAAGAAUCCGACGAGACAUCGGUUUAUUGGCAGGAGUACUAUAAGCAAGCUCCCUAUAACAGUGAAUACAUUUGGAGCGGUUAUGGGAAUGGAGACCCGGAAAGCAAACACCACGGGAUACAGAGCCAUCGCAGGAGCGUAACAAAGUGUCAGAAGCAAGCAUGCGUGACAAGCAAAGCAAAGCUUCGGGCAACAUGCGGCAUAGAUCAGUUGAGUAACUUAAUAACAAGGAGAGGGCUAAGGCAGAGUGAAAGCGGCACAACAGCACGGAGCAACGGGUCAACCAACAGUUCAGCCGAUCCCUCGACCUAA